Drosophila ananassae is the source of this 6052-nucleotide messenger RNA. It is a transcript of the gene mnb, whose product is annotated as serine/threonine-protein kinase minibrain. The record is from RefSeq and is a predicted model, not a curated record. The coding region runs from base 2077 to 5040 and encodes 987 amino acids. Gene Ontology annotation, molecular function: protein serine/threonine/tyrosine kinase activity; ATP binding; transcription coactivator activity. Lineage: Eukaryota; Metazoa; Arthropoda; Insecta; Diptera; Drosophilidae. Gene Ontology annotation, biological process: protein autophosphorylation; peptidyl-threonine phosphorylation; peptidyl-serine phosphorylation. The transcript has 9 exons. Gene Ontology annotation, cellular component: nucleus.
AAUAUCGAUAUAUUGAUAUUUUGAUAUAUUAUCAACAACCCUACCUUCGAUGAAGCGCAGAGGCACAAAUUCGCGUGUGGCUUUACUUUUUUUGUUAUUGUGUUUCCCGUAACUCGGCCGGGUGAAAUAAACCCGCAAAUGCAUGCAGUGAAUAAUACACGAUCGAAUGAAAAUAAAGGCCGCCAGUGAAACGUGCGAGUCGCUGAAAAAUCAACGCAACGCAACGCCUAGCAUUUUUUAUUCCCGAUUUCGUUAGUCUUUCGCUGUCUGUGUGCGUGCGCGAGUGUAUGUGUGUGCCUGUUUUUUUUUUUUUUUUUUAUUGUACACUGCUCAACACUCGCUCUCUCUCUCCUUCUUGUCCGGGCUGUGUGUGUGAGUGAGUGUGUGCGAGACGAGUGUGCAGGAGUCAUCAUCACCGUCAUAUUGAUGUCUCCGUCUCUCUCUCCUCUCUCACUCUUCUUCUUGCCACCAAAGUGAAACAUGUUUUUCUGUGGCAACAACAACAACAACAACAGUAACAACAACAAUAAUAAUAAUACCUGCAGCCACAACACCACCAGCCCAAGCAGCUGCAGCAAUCAACAACGUUAUUAUUAUUAACAAUACCAAGCCAAGGCAGCGUCCAGGCGUCCAGCAGCAGCAGCAGCGGCAUCGGCGGCGGCUCCUCUCCACUUUAUUGGAAUAAAUAAAAAAAAAAAAAGCGCUAAGGAAAAACAACAACAACAGCGUCAAAAGCAAAAGCAAUAACAGUAAUAACAGCAGAGAAGAAGCAGCGACAGAAGCAGCAGCAGAGGCGUCGGCAGAACAAGCCGCCUCAGAAACAGGAAAAGGAAACAGCUCCCAGCGUUGCAUGCCACACACACGGGGGGAGCAUACAGGAUGUGAACCACAAACAACAACAACAAUAACAACAACAAGUACAGUUAUUUGUAAACAAAGCGUUGUUAAUUUUUUUUUCCUAAAAAACUAAAUUUAAAAAAAAUAUAUUUAAUUAAUUAAAUUAAAUUGUGCCGUGAAAUGUUAAUGCAAAAUGUUUAGAAAAGUGGCCAAAAAUUACAAUGAAUCGAAAACUACGAUAACUUGAAAUCGGAAGACCAGAAGACCACUCUUUGAAGAAUAUCAAAGAAUUCUUCUAAAAAAAAAAUCAAAUAAAAUUUAAAAUAAAUUAAAAAUAAAUAAAAAACACACAUAAAAAAAAAGAAAGAAAACUAAAAAGAGAAGAAAGCCAAAGAAGAAAAGGACAUUUGGGAUCAAAAAUUUCCCUUGUGUGUGUGUGGCGGAGAGUGUGUGUGUCGCGUCUGUGUAUGUGUGUGUGUGCAUGUAUUUAUUAUCAUCGGAGCACACACACACACGUUAAAAAUUAAAAAUCUAAAACUAAAAAAUAUUAUUUUUAAUAUUUGUUUUUUAAAACAAAAGCCCGACAAUUGCUAAAAAAAAAAAAAAUAAAGCAAGAAAUUCAAAAAUUAUAAAAAAUUAAAAUUAAACAAAAGACUUGAAAUCGUGUGUUCAUAAUUUUAAAUUUAAAAAAAAAAGAAAAUUAAAAACUAAAAAAUAAAUACAAAACAACGGAAAUAGCAGCAACAACUAAAGUAUUCGACACAAAAAAUAAAUACACUUAAAAAAAUAAAUAAUUAAAUAUAUUACAAAAAAUAUAUAUUAAAAAAAAAAUAAUAAAAUAUAUAUUAACGAACAAACAAAAAACAAAUCAGCGGAUUAAAUUAAUUUAAAAAAUAAAAAAACAACGACAACUACAACUACAACAAAAGAAAGCAACAAAAAAUUAUUUAAUUUAUAGAUUUAAAAAUAAAAAGCAACCAAAUCCGACGUAUUGCUAAAUUAUAUUUAAAAAUUAAAAAUAAUUAAUAAUAAUUAGUAAACCAAUUAAGGAUUAAUUAUUUCCCCUCAAAACUAUCCAAAAUCAUACGAACAAGUAACGCAAUAUAUAUAUAUAUAUAUCGUAUAUAUGUCAAGGGCAUGCUCUAAACUAAAUUAUAAAUUAAAAUUAGCAAACAAGCAACAUAAUUAAUUAAUUAAUUAAUUAAUCGGCCCAAAAGAUCCACAACAACAACAGUCCCCAUGUAUAGAUUAGAGGACACGAAUAGCGGCGGCGUUAUGGAUAAAAACAAACAGAAAUUAUCCGCUUAUGGGUCCAGCGCGGGCAGCGUCGCCGUCGUCGAUGCAGCGCAGGGCAGCGGGAGCGGCAGCGGUGGCGGCGGUCGCCAGCGGCACGCCCCCCUCUACGGCCGCUUCGUCACCGAGGAGGACCUGCCCGCCACUCACCGGGAUGUCAUGCACCAUCACUCUAGUCCCUCGUCUUCGUCAGAGGUGCGUGCCAUGCAGGCCCGCAUUCCCACCCACUUUCGGGACCCCGCCUCGGGUCCUCUGCGAAAGCUGAGCGUCGAACUGAUAAAGACCUACAAGCACAUCAACGAGGUCUACUAUGCGAAAAAGAAGCGUCGUGCCCAGCAAACGCAAGGCGAGGACGACUCCUCCAACAAGAAGGAGCGAAAGCUGUACAACGACGGCUACGACGAUGAUAAUCACGAUUAUAUAAUCAAGAAUGGCGAAAAGUUUUUGGAUCGCUACGAGAUUGACUCGCUAAUCGGAAAGGGCAGCUUUGGUCAGGUGGUGAAGGCCUACGAUCACGAGGAGCAAUGCCAUGUGGCGAUCAAGAUAAUUAAGAAUAAGAAACCGUUCCUAAACCAGGCACAGAUCGAGGUUAAGCUGCUCGAGAUGAUGAAUCGUGCAGAUGCCGAGAAUAAAUACUAUAUCGUCAAGCUCAAGCGCCAUUUUAUGUGGCGCAAUCACCUGUGCCUGGUGUUCGAGCUGCUCUCAUACAACCUGUACGAUCUGCUGCGGAACACAAACUUCCGGGGCGUAUCGCUGAACCUCACGCGCAAGUUCGCCCAGCAGCUAUGCACGGCGCUGCUCUUCCUCAGCACCCCCGAACUGAACAUUAUUCACUGUGAUUUGAAGCCCGAGAACAUCUUGCUCUGCAAUCCGAAGCGUUCCGCGAUCAAGAUCGUUGACUUUGGCAGCUCCUGUCAGCUGGGACAGCGGAUCUACCACUAUAUCCAAUCGCGCUUCUACCGCUCCCCGGAAGUACUGCUGGGCAUCCAAUAUGAUCUGGCCAUUGAUAUGUGGUCGCUGGGCUGUAUCCUGGUUGAGAUGCACACCGGUGAGCCGCUCUUCUCCGGCUGCAACGAAAUGGACCAGAUGAACAAGAUCGUCGAGGUGCUGGGCAUGCCGCCCAAGUAUCUUCUCGAUCAGGCGCACAAGACCCGCAAGUUCUUCGACAAGAUCGUCGCCGACGGAUCCUAUGUCCUCAAGAAGAACCAAAACGGACGUAAAUACAAGCCGCCGGGAUCACGUAAACUCCAGGAUAUACUCGGCGUGGAUACGGGCGGACCGGGUGGCCGGCGAUUGGACGAACCCGGUCAUAAUGUCUCCGAUUAUCUCAAGUUCAAGGACCUGAUCCUGCGCAUGCUCGACUUCGAUCCGAAGACAAGGGUCACACCCUACUACGCCCUGCAGCACAACUUCUUCAAGCGUACGGCGGACGAGGCGACCAAUACCAGCGGUGCGGGUGCCACGGCGAAUGCCGGUGCCGGCGGCUCCGGUUCCAGUGGUGCUGGCGGCGGUGGCGGUGGUGGAUCGAGUGGCUCCGGUGGCGGUGGCUCUGGCGGCAACGGUGGCGGUGGUGCGGGCGGUGCCGGUGGCCUCGGUGCUGGUAGCAGCAACAGUGGAGCUGUGUCGUCAUCCAGUGCAGCUGCGGCUGCGGCGGCGGCAGCAGCGGCCAGUUCCACCUCGGCUACGGGUGGCUCGAUUUCAGGAUCGGGUCCUGGCGGAGUCGGUGGCGCGUCGUCGCAGCCAUUGCCGAUGGCGCUGCCGCUGCCACUGCCGCCUCUCUCAGGAGGAGGAGGUCCUGGCGUCGGAGCGUCGGAUGGCCAGUGUCAUGGCCUUCUGAUGCACUCCUCGGCGGCAGCCAAUGCAAUGAACAACUUCUCCGCCCUGAGCCUCCAGCCCAGCCACCAGCCGAGCUCUCUGGUGAACCGCACUGGCAACUGCAGCAACAGUCUCAACAGCCUGAAUCACUUUAGUCCACCGCAGCAGCAUCAUCAGCAACAGCAGCAGCAACGCCACAACAGUCGCAGCUUGUACAGCAACAGCAACAACCACAGCAGCAGCAACAACAUCAGCAACAGCAACAGCAUCAGCAGCAACAACAACGGCAACCACAACAGCCUCAACAGCUAUCCACACGCCAUGGAAUGUGACCCACCAAUGGCUCCACCCCCACCAAAUGGACAUGGUAGGAUGCUACGUGUACCACCGAUGUUGCCACCUGGUUAUGCCCCCUUGAAUCUGGCGCCGCAUCAUUUCUACAACAACAACAUGUCCUCGGCAGCAGCAGCAGCAGCGGCAGCAGCAGCAGCAGCAGCAGCGGCGGCAGCUGCCUCCCAUCUCAUGAUGACCGAUUCGAGUGUGAUAAGCGCCACAGCAGCGGGUGGUGGUGGUGCCGGCGGAGGUGGUGGCGGCGGUGGAGGAGCAGCAGUGCCGGGACCAGUUUCAGGAUUAAGUGGAGGACCAAGUGCCCCCAGUGUGGCGGUGACGCCACAAGCAGCCGCUGCUGCUGCGGCCGCCGCUGCCUUUCAUCUGUUUCCGUCACAGCCCGCCUAUGGAGCAGCUCCCGCCUCGCUGAGCGAGCUGCCGAUGCCCUUGCCGCCACUGCCGCUCUCCAUGCCUCUGCCUCUGCCCAUGCCACUGCCCAUGCCCCUCCAGCUGCCGCCCUCGUCAUCAUCCGCCUCCUCAACAGCCUCCACAUCAGCAUCUAUUGGUGGGGGAGGUGGAGGAGGAGGUGGUAGCCUGGGAGUGGUGGGCUCGAGGCGACACUUGGGCAGCCACGGUGGACCCCCAACGGCCCCCCAGAAUGUGGGUGGUGGGAGCAAUUCGGCCACCGGAGCCAGCAGCAGCGAUGCCUCCUCCUCGUCGCCGAUGGUCGGAGUUUGUGUUCAACAGAAUCCUGUAGUUAUACAUUAGCCUAUAAAAAAAAAAAAAAAUAUUAACCUAAAAACUAAAAACUAAAAAAUCAUUAAUCACUUCGAAAAAAAUCUUUCAAAAAAAACGAAAGAAAGAAAGUGAAGGAAAAUAUGUCAGGAAUGUUAGGCGUUGCUGCUCUCUCGCUCUGCCACUAAUUUUCUAAUUUAAUUGCAACACCAAAAUCGCAGAUUUAAAAAAAAAAAUUACUAAAAAAAAGGCACAAUGCUUUCUCAAAUCCCUCAGAACCCCCAAUUUUUUUUUGGGGGGGGAUACCAUUUAGAAAUUCCAGAACAAUUCUUAGCAAAUAUUUAAAAAAAAAGGAUUAUUAUUUUAAUUAAAUAUAUAUUUUUAAAAAUUAAUUAUACACUUAUUGAAAAAUUUUCUAUAAAAUUUUAAAAUUUUUUUGCUAUUUGAUUUUUAUAUAAAAUUUAAAUACUAUACUUAAAAAAAAAUUAAUUAUUAAAAAAUAAAUAUUGUCUUGUUUUAGAAUUUAAGAUUUGUUCUGGAAUUUUUUGUGGUGUCCUUUCACACACACACAAAAACACACACAUACACAUAGACAAAAAAAACUGCAUUAAUAAUAAUUACAAAUAAUUAAAAAUAAUUAAAAACUAGCUAAAAUUUACCCUCAUAAACUACAUACACUUACACACACGCACACACACACACAUAGUCACUACUGCUGCCACACCCACUUCUAUGCUAGGACCUCCCCCUUGCCCCCACACACCCCCGCGGGAGGCGUGGCGGACGGAAAAAGGAUAUGCGCUAGACUUGAUGGAUUUUUUUCGCCAAAAGCGUUUAUUUUUUUUUACAUGCUAGAACCUAUAUAUUUUUUUUUUGGUCUAAUUAUAAUGUUUAAUUUUAUGCUAUAACCAUAACGACAUAAUUUUACUUUAUAUAAACGAAUCAAAAUUAAAAUUUAUUUAAUUGUUAAUUUAAAUUAUGUAAUUUUAUUUGGCGAGAAAUCGCUAUUUAAUAUAGAGAGCAAACAUAUUUAAGUAAACAAGAA